AUGUCCCUCCCACCGGGCGGUUUCUCGUGGCGAGAAUUUAUGAUUUGCCUAUUACUCUGCUCCGUUUCACUAUUUCUUUAUAUUUGUGUUGUUUUUGAUCGACUAGCUCUCAAACAUCACUUCUAUCCCGUUGACGAAUUUACCAUUGGUGACCUCGAAAUGGUUCGUGAAAUCGUCAAUAUAAUCGCUGCUGCCGAAACGAACGGCGAGAAGUGCGGCGUUCACUGUCAGUUUGGUCAAAUGCGGACUGGCACCAUUUUAGCCGCUUACCUUGCCUACCAUAAUAAAGUUAACGGCAAAGAAGCGAUCAAGCUGCUUAGCAAAAUGCGCCCGAAAUCAUUAUUUUCACCUGAAAGUGAGAAGGUGAUUUGUGCUUUCGCCGCUUCUUUGAACAACUAG
This is a messenger RNA of Mesocestoides corti, 399 nucleotides long. The record is from the annotation of a GenBank genome assembly. Lineage: Eukaryota; Metazoa; Platyhelminthes; Cestoda; Cyclophyllidea; Mesocestoididae.